AUGGCCUCGCAACAACAAGCUAUCCGUCGACGCUACUCAGUUGCCGACCGUCUGCCAGCGGAUUUAGUUCUUCCCACCACUCCAUCCAACUCAAAUUUUGAGACAGCCCCUAAUUCGACCAUUUCUGCUACUGCUUCUCCCACUGUCGGUGUCGCUGCCUCUGUCAACCCUAGGUACGCUCCCGUUCGUGACCUGGCUCAGGGGUCCAACCCGAGACACCUGAAUUCCUCCUCACACAACCGCCACGGCAGCAUGGCUUCAACAGCAGCAAUGCCUUCCCGGCCAGCUUCAAAGGACGAGAGCGCCCCGUUCAGACGUGGCCACGCUCGUGCCAAAUCUAGUGUAUCCAGCAUGAACCGCCAGGUCAAUCGACUCUCUUUGACGCUUCCAAUUGCACCCCCUACAAGUGACCCUUCCCGACCAACACCGACUUCUGCUUCCAUUUCAUCAGUCCCCCCGACACCAAUCGAAUCUGGCAUUGCCACUCCUGCUGACGCAAAUGAGUUUAUCAUCGCAAUUGCUGCUCAGGAGAGACGUGUGCUCGAAUUGCGCGAGGAAUUGUCGCGUGCCGAAGCAGAUCUAACGUUGCUCAAGAAGAAAUGGACUGCACAAGAGAAGAAGGGCGACACCAUCCCUCUUGAAGCAUUUCGCAGUCCUAUUUUAUCCUCAGAAGAUGACGCUGCAUCUUUCCGGCGAAGUGUCGACUCAGAUCGCAGGAAAUUGUUACAGCAGACUCAGAACCCAGCGACUCCCAACCGAAGAAGGGUCCUCCGUGGCGGGCAUACAAGAACCCUAUCUCUACUAUCGCCGGCGAAACCAGACGCAGGAUUCUCAUUAUACCAGGAUCGCGACCACGAGCACGAGCAAGUGAAAUUACCUUCGAUAGAGCGCAGGACCGCUCAAUUAACAAACCCUCAUUUAUCUAAGCGUGCCUCGUGGCAGCCACGUACACAACAAAACGGCCCGGUUGUUCCACAGAUUGUGGAGGACUUUAAGUUGGGCCUCAGGGCUUUUGUCGAGGACAUACGCCAGAUUACAGUCGGGGAUGAGCCAAUCAAUGGCCAGCCCGUUCGAUCCAACAGUGUCAACGAACGUGGUGAAGCCAAUCGAAACCAGGAUACUGUACGACCGAAUCGUCCGCUGCGGCCCAAAGUGAGCACAGUAUUUGAACCACCUCACAACAACUCGGAUGCGAAUGAGACCAAAUCCUCGACCUCGGCAAGCACAGCAUCGAAAAGGCCCGAACUACCUUCUCGGAGCAAAACAAAGUCCAAGAACAAAUCUUUCUCUUGGCAGCCUCUUGGAUUUGAUUCGAUGGAUGAUAACGACUGGUCUAAUUGGGAAUCUCCGGCCUCAUCUUCCAAGACGUCUCGCUGGAGUGGAUCUACUAUUGGCAGCGGUGGACUGGACGAUAUGUCUGCUACUUCAGAUGAGGGAGAACCUGCGGACUCACCCUCUAAGAAGUCGACCGGCUACGAAACCCCGUUGCUCUCUCCCAAGCUAGAAGAGCUUCUACCCAAUAUCGUCAAUCAGUUCUCGCCCAGUAACAUCAAACGCACUGCGACAACCCUGAUGGAUGAGUGGGAGAAGUCCCUUACAGACCCUAACUAUCCUCAUCAGACACAAAACAAGGAGAACACCACUUAG
Molecule: messenger RNA, 1647 nt
Organism: Fusarium fujikuroi IMI 58289
Lineage: Eukaryota; Fungi; Ascomycota; Sordariomycetes; Hypocreales; Nectriaceae
Exons: 2
Coding region: 1-1647 (548 amino acids)
Source: RefSeq, a predicted model, not a curated record